UGCAUGCCCGCCCGAGCAGACGAUGCGGAAUUGCUGCGAUUUCGCGAACGCGCUCAGCGUCACGCCCGACCGACGCCGAUCGGCGACCACUUACGCGCCAAGUACGCACCGCUGCCGCGCCAGCACUUACCAUUUUCCCGCAGGAGUCGGCUAAACAACAGCAGCGAUCCGGGCGAGCGCCAACGCCAUAAAAAUGUCGCGUAUCGGAGGUCUCGGAGCACGACUAGCCAGUACGUCGGCAGCUACGAAGGCACCUGGGAAGACAUUGGACUCGAUAAUAAGGGUCGAUCAUGCUGGCGAAUUGGGAGCUGAUAGGAUAUACGCCGGACAAAUGGCUGUGCUAGGCAGGACGCAAGUCGGACCGACCAUACAACGCAUGUGGGAUCAGGAGAAACGGCAUCGCGCCAAAUUCGAGGAGUUGGUCCGAAAGUACCGGGUCAGGCCCACCGUUCUCACCCCUCUGUGGAAUAUCGCCGGCUUCGCUCUGGGUGCCGGUACUGCCCUGAUGGGCGAGAAAGCGGCCAUGGCGUGCACCGUCGCUGUGGAAACCGUGAUCGUCGAGCAUUACAACGAUCAGCUGCGUACGUUGAUGGAGAAUAAGGGAAACGCGGACGUGGACGAGGAGAUUCUCGAAACUAUUAAGAAAUUUCGCGACGAGGAGCAGGAGCAUCACGAUACCGGCAUCGAUCACGGUGCCGAGCAAGCACCGUUCUACCAGGCUCUCACGAACGUGAUCAAGUUCGGCUGCAAAACAGCCAUAUCCAUCUCCAAAGUGAUAUGAAUUAAGGUGAAGAGCGUCUCCAAAUGUUUCCCCUCGUUAAAGAUACAUGUAUGUAUCCUUAACACGUAGAUUGUAAAUAAUAUUACAAAUAUAUACGAUUGUACUUUGUACAAAACCUAAUAAAUUAUCAUUAGCUAGAAAGA
Messenger RNA from Ooceraea biroi (clonal raider ant), 924 nucleotides. RefSeq names its product ubiquinone biosynthesis protein COQ7, mitochondrial (gene Coq7). The record is from RefSeq and is a predicted model, not a curated record. Gene Ontology annotation, cellular component: mitochondrial inner membrane; nucleus. Lineage: Eukaryota; Metazoa; Arthropoda; Insecta; Hymenoptera; Formicidae. Gene Ontology annotation, molecular function: 3-demethoxyubiquinol 3-hydroxylase activity. Gene Ontology annotation, biological process: regulation of gene expression; determination of adult lifespan; regulation of reactive oxygen species metabolic process.